Molecule: messenger RNA, 2130 nt
Organism: Portunus trituberculatus (swimming crab)
Lineage: Eukaryota; Metazoa; Arthropoda; Malacostraca; Decapoda; Portunidae
Exons: 3
Coding region: 916-2001 (361 amino acids)
Source: RefSeq, a predicted model, not a curated record
GGUUGCCAGGAGAGGUGGACGCCUGAGGCUGCCAGGAGGGUGGGCAGGUUGAGUGUUGUGAUGGCCAGGGGCCGGAUCCAAGAAGCAGGUUGUUAUCUAUGUUGGUACGGACAACCUCCAUAGGGGUCCUGCUCACAUACCAACCAAAACAGCAUCCACAAAGAUUCGUUGCUGUUGGCGAGUGGAGGUUGGUAGCCAGCCUAAAAGUGCUCAUUGGCUGCCAGGGCUGAUACGUCAUUACCAUGUCGUCACAAGGACAGGUAGCCAAUCAUAAGGGAGCUUUAUGUUAUCCCUACUCCAGGGCUGAGGAAAUCAUAUGACUUUGUUCUCAAACACUGAUACAGCGUCACAUGCACACAGCUACUACUCAGCACAGUCAGCAGUCCUGACAGUGCUUUCAUCACGGCUAGUGUAUCCCAUAGUAAAACAAGGACACAAGGAUGCUCCGACAUUGAGGCUUUAACAUUGGUGAGGGAGGUGUAGUGUCGGGGUGUGAUUUCAGCAGGCAAUAGAGGAGUGGAAACAAAUAUCGUGGUGAAAGCAACACGCAAGGUAAAAGGGUCACAAGAAGAAGAAGAAGCAGCCGAGUCGUCGCGAGUCUCCGCUUCGUCAGUGGCCUAUCUCAUCUCUGCUUUAUUUUUUUUGUAUUCCAUAAGUCAGUUGCAUCCUCACCGCUGAGACGGAAGGACACUAUUAUCACACUUCGUUGUUUACAUGAGUGGCAGCCCCUACAAGUGGUAAUCAGAAGUGAUUUGGAGUGAUCACGCCUACUCAGUGGCUACUGAGGGAGAUUUUAGCUCAUUUUGACAGCCAGAAAUAGGCCUAAAGAUUGAAAAUAAGCGCCCCUGCCUGGGUCUAGUGGUGGCCGCUGCCACAACAAAGGAAUCCUCACACGUGGAGGCAUCACAAAGGACUAUGCCUGUCGAGGACGGUACUGUGGUGGAGGUAGGCGUAGCAGCCCUGGAGGACAUGGAUAUUGUCGAGGAGCCUCGUUUUGCACCAUCUACCAAGAAAAGCCAUCAGGUUACUGCUGCUGGUGACCAGUCUUCCCCUCGACAUUUACCUGCCCCUGCCUCGGACCGUAAACAAGAACGACGACACCUGUCUUUCCCUGCUGGCCAUGGGAAGACGGCCAGUGAGCUUUUCAGCUGGUUUGCAGCCCUGCUAAAACAACACCCAGACCUGCAGCCACUCUACAAGGAGGGGCGGAACCAGCCUUACAUCACGGUCAGUACUGACUCCUCCUUCUAUGCCACCCUGGUGAGUGAGGGCUUCCUGGGCCUUGUUAUGGAGUGCCCUGGUGAAGAAGGCACUCACCCUGUCAUUAUCCAUGGUGUAGCGACCCACAUCAAUGUCAACCUGAUAGAGGUACCAGCUGGAUUCCAUGGGCUGAAGAGGAGAAUGGUGGGGCAGAUGGCAAGGCCUCAACUGUUGGGAGUGGUGACAGGGAAGGUGCCCAGUGAGGUGCAUCUCCUGGGCCUUGGACGACGGCGUGUGGAGCGUUACACGCCAGAACCAGAUUUAUGUCGCCACUGCAGUCGCUGGAGACACAAGGAGUGGCGUUGCCAGUCUGCCCCUCGCUGUAGAUACUUUGCUGGCCCCUAUAAGUCAGCACAGUGCCUAGAUAAGAUCAAGGAGGGCACCAAAAUCCCUCCUCGGUGCUGCAAUUGUGGGGGUGACCACAACGCCCACUCCACCCUCUGCACUGUCAGGCCUCGGCCCCAAAGGGAGCCUGCCAAGGAUGAGGUGAGUCUGCCCAGGCUUGUGUUCUGCCAGGCUCCACCUCCCCAGACCAACGCCUGGGUGACGAAGCCCUCCUUCUCAGCCACUGGCCCUCACCUGUCCCAGCCUUCCUGCCCCACCACUGGCACUUCGACUACAUCUGCCAUGUUCCUGCCUUUGCCGCAGCGCACUGCUACAGUGCCCCUGUGCCUCCAAAAACAGUGCCCCAGCCAGGCAUCACUCAGGAACUGCCUGCCACCGACUCCACCCAGCAGCUAAUGGCGGUGGUGAGCGCACUAGCUGCCAAAGUGGACAAUCUGUCUGCAACAGUCUCUGGACUUAGUAACGAGUUUGCUGCCUUCAAGAACUAGCAGCGCACAGUAUGCAGUGGGACUUCUACUGUGGCCC